This is a messenger RNA of Paramecium tetraurelia, 3234 nucleotides long. RefSeq lists its product as uncharacterized. The transcript has 7 exons. Lineage: Eukaryota; Ciliophora; Oligohymenophorea; Peniculida; Parameciidae. The record is from RefSeq and is a predicted model, not a curated record.
AUGAGUUUAAAAAUUAAAGUUUUUCUUAAUUCUUUAGUAUCUGUUGAUGGUCUUUAUUUUGUUUAUCAUAAAGUCUAGUUCUCUAAGAAUCGAGGGUUUUCUAAUUGUAAUGAUCUUUAAAACAUGAGAUUUCCUUAUUCAUAUUCUGUGUCUGAUUAUGAUUUGGAAGUAUAUAAUUUUGAAGAGCGUUGUUUAGACCUAAUCAAUUGCACAGGAAACUAAUUUUAUUAAAUGUUAAUUAGAAAAUAGUUACUAAAAUAAGUCAAAGACCAAGAAGUUGUUGAUUAUAAUCCGUCGCAUAGGAUUAGCUAGACUUUACAAUAUAAGAACAGCGAAUCAAUACAGGAAGAGGAAGAACACUCCUCUUUGUCUCAGAUUUGUUAUUUGAAGCCAGUCUUUCUGUAGACUUGUCCCUAACAACCAAUUGACAUUUAGAGUAGCGAAGAUUACAAGGUCCCAACGAUAACAAAUAUUGCAUCGCAUAAGAGUUCUGAUAAGUAUCAUUAAAAAUCGGAGUCAAAGAAAUUAGUUAUAAUCCACAACGAUAGUUCGCUUAUAUCUUCUUCGUUUGGAUUCUAAUCGCAAUUGCUUUCAGAUUACAAGAAGAAGCUGAUGAUUGAUUAAGGGAGAGUGAAGAUCAUAGUAAAUUAGAUAAAAUAAAAGUUAUUGAAUUCUAUUCAUUAUUCGAAAUAUAAUGAUCCCCUCGUAACAUAAGAAUAAGACGAUGUUUCUCCAUUGAGAUAUUAUUAUUUUACAAUGUAUGUGUUUAUCUCUGUAAUUAUCUCCAAUUUACUAACCAUAAUAUUUAUACCUAUUACAAUUGUUUUUGAUGGACCUGAGAUCAUUUGGUAAGUGGCCUUUGGUGUUAAGUUUUGGACACUCUUGUAGGAUUUGUAUUUUCAAAGAGGCCCUUACAAAUUGCUGCGAGGGAAGUUGAUUACUAAUUUCAAGGAUUAGAGUAGAAUAUAUUUGGACUCAUUUCGGACUAUUUCUAGUGCGGCUAUCUUGCUUUUUAAGUUUAAUAAUGAAAUGACUUUGAUGACAUUGAUUUUGUUGUUGGUUAUUUCAGAUUUGAUUAGAACCUUGGAGGUUUUUGAAAAUAUUUACAGAUCGACUCAUUAUAUAUUAUUUACUGUCCAAUUAUGGAUUGCAAUAGUUGUGAUGUGCACUUGUUUUUUGAAAAUGUUUAGCGAGGAGGAAUACUCACUAAGAUUUUAUAUAGCGUAUUCAAUUUCGUUGAUCACUUAAACCUCAAAUAUAUCCAUGGAGAUUACUGAAUAAAAUUCAUUAAUAAUUUCAGUGUUCAUGUUGAUCUCUUACUUGUGUUAUGUAUACACACUCAUACUGUUGUUUGUGUGGAUCAAACCAGGAAUUGAGAUUCAGGAGGAAAAGCAAAAAUUGUUGAAAGGAUUUGUGGAAUAGUUUAAGGAGAAAUGCAGAAAUUAAGAUUUAUUGAGGAGAUGCUACUCCUAUUUAGAUUUUAGAAUCGAUGAAGAUCUAGGGAGAUCGAAGGAUCAAUUAACAAAAAAGUUGAGUCCUGCAUUGUAAGAUGAAAUCGAAAUAUCCUUGAGAACCAGUAUGAUUGAUAAAAUUGAAUUGAUGACCAGGUUCUCAUCUCAAUUCAAAUAGCAAUUGCUGUAUGCUAUUGAAUAAGUGACAUUCAAUCCUGAGGACAAUAUCAUUAUAGUACAAUAAUUGCAAUAUGAUUAGGAACACUAAAGCGAAGAUUUGGGAUUGUAUUACAUUCUCAAAGGAGAAGUAAAGGUGCAAUUCUAAGGAUCCUCGCUUGCCAACAAUAAAAGAUCAGUCACUCGGUUAAAGGAAGGAUAGGCGUUUGGAUAGUACUCUUUUAUUUCUGGAGUCCCCUCAAACAUCAGCAUAUUCAGUUGUGGAGUCACAACUCUCAUGAAGCUUAAGCGAUCAGAAUUCUUGGAGACCAUUUCGAAUUUCCCUUAAGACAAUGAACUAUUUUGUAUGAUGAAAGACAAUUCAUGCUACAAUCAGCAUUUGUUUGAUUGUUACUAUUGCAAAAUUAAAGGCCAUUAUAUUCUAGAGUGCAAUCACAUCCAGUAUUUCCCAUAAAGACAAAAUGUUAUUGAGAAACAUUUAUAUAGUAUUAAAUAGGUCCGUCGAACUUUUACAAGAAAAAGCAAUAAAUACUUAACUUUGAAAAAUCUUGUGUAAAAUCAAGACAAAGCUAAAUAGGUGAUUAAUAAGUAAAGUCAGGACAUUAUGUCAGAGGACCUUCCUGAAGCAUCUCAGUUACCUUAUUCUGAAAAUUAAACAUAUUCCGUAAGUUAUGUAAGUAAUUCGAUGGCGUAUCAAAAGGCAAGUCAGGAUUAACAGGUUUCCAAUAGUAAUGUAAAUGUGGAUAGUUUGGAAUAAUUGAACUAUGAACAAGAAUAGUAGGAAGCUAUAUAGCCACCCAUAUUGGAUUCUUCAAUUAAACGAGGUCGUCAAAACUCACAUAAAACAUCUCAUCGUACUGCCGGUUUCGUUGGGAAUCCUUAGAGUCAAAAUUACUCGACUUUAGACAAGGAUGAAAAAGAAAUCCUAUAGUAAUUGCAAGAAGGAUAGAAAAACGAUUUAAUAAACUAAAAAUAACCAUUUAUUUAGACAGCCAAUAGGAUUGGUCCUAAUAAAUUGACAUUCCAGUUUCAAAAGGAAAUUGCAUCUUAGACUGCUAAUAAGUAGGAGAUUAUUCGAUAGGAUUUCAUUCAACAAUUCUCAUAUGGUAAUUUGAAACAAUCUCUAAGAUAACCAACCAAUAGAUCUCAUACAUAUACGAAUUCAUAUUCGAAGGAUAUCUCAAAUUAUCCAUCUUCCAAUUCUAGAUAAAACAAAUCCUUGAGAUUGUCUAGUCAAACUAAGGAUAAUGGCAAAAAGACAAACAGUGCCAAUACUCAAUCUGAUGAGAAUAAGUUCAAAUAAAAGAGUCAAAGAACUGGAACUAAGUAAAGCAAUUUGGCCUUGCAAUCGUAAUUCUAAGCUAUUACUUCUCCAGAUAAUCAAGGAUAUUUCAUAAAUGAUGUCAUUUUCAACAAAUUUGAAAAAAUGAAAAGCUAUAUGAUCUACUAUCCACAUAACAAUUAUGAUCGAGUCAUCCUUAGAUAACAAAGCUUUUAAGCAAGUGGCAGUAGUAACAAACGCAAAAGACUGUUUGUCUCUCCUUAUUCCAUUAAAUGUUUUGUAGUCUCUAAGAUUCGCAGAAUAUAGAAACUAAUCAACCACUGA